Guyanagaster necrorhizus is the source of this 1652-nucleotide messenger RNA. RefSeq lists its product as uncharacterized. The record is from RefSeq and is a predicted model, not a curated record. NCBI's taxonomy places the organism in Eukaryota, Fungi, Basidiomycota, Agaricomycetes, Agaricales, Physalacriaceae. The transcript is spliced from 2 exons. The coding region runs from base 29 to 1588 and encodes 519 amino acids.
CUGUUUCUGAUUCGUUGCCCUACAUUCUAUGGUUAUGGAGGCUACGCACAUCGGCCUAACUGAAAACAUUGUUGCAGAUGUUCUUUUCAACGCCGAUCUUCUAGCUAUAAUCUGUCGAAACCUCUGGGACAAUGUGAAGACUGAUGGUUGUCCAUUGGGACCCAACGGCAGUCGCGUGCACCCACUUUUAUCUCUAGCUUUGACGUGUCAGGCAGUGUCAUCGCUGGCACUGGACACACUAUGGAGAGAUAUCCAAGAAUAUGGCUUUCAGCCCAUCUUGCGCAUUUUUCCGUCUGCCGCUUCAGGAAGUCUGCAGGUACUACCGGAAGAAAUUCCAGACGAGACAUGGGUCCGUUUCCGGCAGUACGCAAGUCGCAUUCGUUACAUUGCAUUUGAUCCCACCAGUUGUGCCCGCUUCUCUUCGACCAUAUUUCUUCGCCUGGCCGAAUAUCAGAAUCCCAUCUUUCCCAAGUUACAAUGUUUGAGAAGUGACGUGUCCUUUGUAGCUUCUCCUUCCAUCCUUCUCUUCCUCCCCACAAAAACGCUCAAUGAAAUACAAUUGACGUUCAGCCCUUCGACCGACGUCACCACGCCGUCGGCAUGUAUCCGUACCAUCAAAUGGCAGGUACCUGCCUUGCAAACACUCUAUAUCUGUUGUCCAGAGUUCGACAACGGCCAGUAUCGUGCCACGUCCUUCACCAAUCUCGCGAGCCUCAAAGGUCUUCGUGCUUUGACGAUCAAAUCCCACUUGGUAGACUACGAUGCCCUCGUACAGCUCUCUGCAUUCAAUAACCUCGAGCACCUUUGCGUGAAAACUACAUCGAACAUACCUAGCGACAGCCGUCAAGCCCAGGGCGGCUUCCCUUCCCUCAAAUCUCUCCAUAUCACUGCCAAAGUAUCAGAAAUGCCGCGUAUCCUCCGACUCGUGCGUCAAGGUACGCUCGAGACGCUCACGUUCGUCGAUACCUCCGGCGAAGCCUUCCGCACCAACUCAGAGUUCAUGAUGGACUUUUAUCGUGAACUGUUAGCGCGCUUCCCACUGCACAAUCUCUCGCUUACCUACUACCGUGCAGCACAGCUCGAUAGAGCACUCUGGGCCUCCUCGAGAGCGGUGUUCGAACCGCUGUACGAGCUGCAUCGCUUGAGAUCUAUACAAUUUGUGGGCGAGCUGGCGUUGGAUGAUGAGACGAUCAAAACACGUCUCGCGCCGGCAUGGCCUCAUAUCGAGUUGAUUUCGAUCCCUCAGUUGUCAGGGAACAUACCUUCGUGUGCGAUGCUGUCCGUCUUGGCUAGGUGCUGUCCAAGACUCGUGUUGUUGUCCAUGCCUUUCGAGUUUCCCAGUGAUGGAGGAGCACUACCGGAAGAUGUGCUUUCACAUCGGCUGCAGACGUUGAAGUCGGUGAAUACAACAACGAAAAAGCCAGCUCUCAUAGCAAGGUUCUUGGAUAGAAUCUUUCCAUUCUUGGUGCGCGUUGAAGGAGGGUCGGGUUGGAGUGAGGUUGAUUCGAUUCUUCGGCAUGUAUGUCAGCCGAUUCGGUGGGAUCAGCAUCAAAGGGAGCGGGGGCAGUCUAAAGAGCACCAAAAGUAGAAUGUAUCAUCCCAACCAUGCGGAAAAUAUCAUAUAUUCAUGGACAAGUAUCUAGUUUAUCGAC